Molecule: messenger RNA, 13547 nt
Organism: Polypterus senegalus (gray bichir)
Lineage: Eukaryota; Metazoa; Chordata; Cladistia; Polypteriformes; Polypteridae
Gene: dync2h1
Product: cytoplasmic dynein 2 heavy chain 1
Exons: 90
Coding region: 108-13034 (4308 amino acids)
Biological process (GO): microtubule-based movement
Cellular component (GO): dynein complex
Molecular function (GO): ATP hydrolysis activity; minus-end-directed microtubule motor activity; dynein intermediate chain binding
Source: RefSeq, a predicted model, not a curated record
AGCUUCUCUAGCCUAACAACUGAAUGCCGUGUUGUGUGUUCCGGCCUUUUUUAAUCCAAUGUGUGCUGUUAGUUUGAAUGUACGGCGAAAAUCCCUAAGUCAUAAAGAUGUUGGCAUCUGGAAGAGAUUGUAGAAAGGAUUUUAUUAUCAACACGACAAGCAACUUUUUUGGACUUCAGUCAUCAGAUCCUUCUUUAUCCUCCUUAAAUUCAUGCAGAGAACUAAAUUCAUUUUUAGAUGAUGGAAAUGAAUUUCUUCUAUCUGUUCAACAAACAACUUCUCACCUAGUUAUGUCUAACAAGAUUGAUUCUGAUGUUGACAAAAAUAAAAUACUGGUUUUCUUCAAAUUACGACCCGUGGUGAUAACAGAACAAAACCUUCAUCAUAAUAUUUUAGUGUCUUCCAUGCUGGAUUCACCAGUCAGUACGCUUUAUCAGGCUGUGCGUCAGGUCUUUGCUCCAGUUCUUCUAAAGGAUGAAAAGUGGAGCAGGAAUUUUGACCCUAAGCUUCAGAAUCUAUUGAGUGAACUUGAAAAUGGGUUAGGAUCUGUUAUAAGAAGAUCAGAUCCAACUUACAGUGGACAAAACCUUAGAAAUGAAGAUGAUACCUUUGGCAUUCUAACCCCUUCUGAUGAGUUCCAGUUUUGGGCUGAACUUUCACAAGCAUCUUCCAAGUCUACCCAGAGAGAACGGGCCACAUAUUUUUAUAGCCUUUUCCAGCCAAUUGCAAAGGAUUAUGACAGCCUGGACAGUUUGUCCUUAGUUGAUGUUCUAGAUUUGAUUGAUACGACUAGGGAUAGGGUGGAUGACAUCUGGAGGCAAACAGACUAUGAUCCUUACCCAGAGUUACGAAUGCAGCAUCUUUUGGAUAUUAUAGGUGCUGCAUUGGGCAGAUUUGUCCAGAAGAAACUGGGAUCAAUUGAUCUAUGGGAAGAUUCAUUCCAUACUGUAAAAGAGAAUCUGCGAGUUGGAAUUUCUGUUUGUGAGCAGUGGGUAGAAGUUUGUGACCAUUUGACAGGACAGUUGUGGCGACGCUACACACCCCACCAGUGGCACAAUGACAAGUAUUACCCUGAAGGUUUGGAGGGCUUGGCUAAACGACUGGAAGAGAUCUUGAUGAUUCGAACUGUACAUGAAAAACUUGUCCGUCUGUUGCCCAAAGACAACAAGCAGGCACUGUCUCCAUCUCGUGUAUUUGAACCCUUUUCUGCUCUUAAUGCUCUGCACUAUAAUCCAUACACACAGCCCUUGUGGAAAGCUGCUGUACUGCAGUACGACCGAACUAUUGCACCUGCGGAGCAGAAGAUAGUUAGCAAACUGAAAGCCUGUUUUCUGGAUGUCCAGGGUAAUCCACAACAGUUACUUCAGGCAUUUCAAAAAUAUAAAGAACUCAUUAAACGACCAAGUAUUAGUAAAGAAUUAGUUUCUGAAAGGGAGACAUUGCUAGCAAGACUUCUCGACUAUGCUAAAGGUAUUCGCACUGACUUUGACAAUCGGAGUCAUGGGGUUCCAGGAGAAAAAUCUGGUCCACUGGCUGGUAGAAAUCUUCCUGAAGUUGUCAAUAAUAUUGUUUGGGUUAGGCAGCUAAUACUAAAGGUAGAUGAAGCAACUAAAAUUGCCGGGUCACUGCUUAAAGAUUUACCAGCACACCAGGCAUUUGAAAAGUUUGGAGGUGAACUGCAGGAACAGUUAAUGACAUAUGAACAAGAUCAAUUUGAUGACUGGUGUCGAGAGGUUCAAUCUGGACUUUCUGAUCCUAAAUCUGGCAUGAGCUUACAGGCAAGCAGUCGUGUUAUGGAGCUCGAUCAUAUGGAUGGAAAACUAAAAAUACAGUAUUCUGAUCGGGUUAUAUCUCUUCUGCGAGAAGUGAGGCAACUUACUGAACUGGGAUUUUCAAUUCCAGCUAAAAUUCAUCAAGCUUCUAAAACAGCAGAAAAAUUUUAUAAACAGGCAUUGAUACUAAAACAGGUGGCUCAUUUUUACAACACAAUUGAUGAACAGAUGAUUCCAAGUCAGAAACCAAUGAUGUUAAAUUAUGCAUUAGCUUUUGAACAGAUCAUAAAGAAUCCUAAGGCUCAGUCCAAAGAGUCAGGUGGAGCAGUGCAGAUAACAUGGGAUAAUCCUAAAGAACUGGAUGCCUACAUUCAAAAACUUCAAAAUGCAACAGAGCGCCUGUCUACAGAGAAUAGAAAACUACGGAAGUGGCAUACAGACUUCAAUGAGAAGGUUGUUGCUCUCAUGUCGGUUGAUUUGCUUCGGCAUCAGCAAAAAUGGAAAGAUGGACUACAGGAAUUAAGAGCUGUGUUGGCAAAUCUAGAAGCACAGGGUUUUCGUCCUAGUGACAUGAAAGCAUGGAAGCAGCAUUGGAACCACCAACUAUACAAAGCCUUAGAGCAUCAGUAUCAAAUGGGUUUGGAGGCACUAAAUGAGAAUUUGCCAGAAAUUAACAUUGAUUUAACUUUUAAACAAGGUAGACUGCAAUUCAGACCUCCUUUUGAAGAAGUUCGUGCUAAAUAUUUCAGGGAACUGAAGAGGUUCAUAUCCAUUCCCAAUCAGUUUAGGGGAGUGAGUGAACAAGGAGAGGAAACUAUUUUCUCAAUCAUGAUUGACAGAAAUGCCAGUGGUUUUAUAACAAUUUUUAAAAAAGCUGAGGAUCUCUUCAAGAGGCUUUCAACAGUUCUUGAAAAAUUCAAGGAAUGGGUUGUUAUUGGUCAAGUUGACAUUGACACAUUGAUAGAAAAACACCUGCAUACUGUAGAAGACUGGGAAAGGAACUUUAAGGCACUAAAAGCAAAAGGAAAAGAAUCAGAACGCUUACCAAGUACAGAGAGGGUGGACUGUAUCACAAUUAAUUGCAACCCUGUAAAGGCGGUGAUCGAUGAUUUAUUUCAGAGGUUAUUUGACGCUCUUCUUGUGUCUUUGAAGAAAUCAAUUCAAGCUAACAUGCAAGACAUUGACACAUUUGUUACCCAAGCAAUGGAAGAGCUGUCAUCCAGACCUCAAACUGUGGAUGAAAUUGGUCUGGCAAAUUCCAAGCAUGCAGAAUUGCAAGUUAAGAAACCUGAAAUUUUGCCUUUAUUUCAAGAGGCAGAAGAUAAAAAUCGCCUCUUACGGUCUGUAGCUGGUGGAGGCCUUGAAACCAUAAGCACUCUAAAGGCAAAAUGGGAUAAAUUGGAACUUAUGAUGGAAAGUCAUCAGCUUAUGAUUAAAGAGCAGAUUGAGGUCAUGAAGGCAAAUGUUGAAUCCCGCAUCAAAGUGUACGAACAAGAACUUGAAAAAUUUAAAGCUCGCUGGGAUCAGUUAAAGCCCAAUGAUGAUGUUAUAGACACUGGUGAUGAAGAAACUCUUCAAAAGUGUAUUGAGACAAUAAAAGAAAAAAGAGUUAUGUUUGAUGAGCUUGAAAGUACAAGGAAGAAACUAAUAGAAGACUGUCAUCAUUUUGAGUUGGAAGAACCUGAUUUUUCUCUGGCAGAUGAAAUUGGAAAGGACAUUCAAGACUUAUCAGUGAUGUGGUCAUUUUAUGAGGAAUUUCAGAACGGUUUUAGUGAAAAGACAAAGGAAGACUGGAUUACUUUUCGGAGUAAAUAUUACAUUUUUGAAGAGUUUCUUUUAAUGUGGCAUGAGAGGCUAAGAAAACAAGAGGAGCAGACAAUAAUGACUGUGAAACUGCAGAAAAAAAUUGAUCAAUACAAGUUAGUGGUUCCUGUGUUAAAGUAUGUCAGAGGUGAAAAUCUUUCGUCAGAUCACUGGCUAGACCUCUUCCGUCUCUUGGGGUUACCCAGAGGCACCACUCUGGAAAAACUUUUGUUUGGAGAUCUGCUCAGAGUAUCAGAUGCCAUCAUUGCAAAGGCAGCAGAGCUAAAAGAUCUGAAUAGCCGUGCCCAGGCUGAAGUCACUAUACGAGAGGCAUUACGUGAACUUGAGCUUUGGGGAGCAGGCACAGUUUUUACGUUAACUGAUUAUGAAGACAGUCACAACAAAACCAUCAAACUCAUCAAGGACUGGAAAGAUAUAGUUAAUCAAGUGGGAGACAAUCGCUGUCUCCUACAGUCUUUAAAAGAUUCUCCCUAUUACAAAUUCUUUGCUGAUAAAGUGUCAUUAUGGGAGUCAAAGCUAGCUGAACUGGAUGAGUACCUACACAACUUGAAUCAGAUCCAAAGGAAAUGGGUUUAUUUAGAGCCAAUUUUUGGUCGUGGAGCUCUUCCAAGAGAGCAGGCCCGAUUCAAGAGAGUUGAUGAGGAUUUCAGAUCGAUUAUGGUUGAUGUCCAAAGGGACAACAGAGUCACUUCACUUAAUGCAAGAGCUGGAAUCAGAAACUCUCUAAUAACUAUUUUAGAUCAGCUGCAGAGAUGCCAGAAAUCUUUAAAUGAAUUUUUGGAGGAAAAACGUUCAGCGUUCCCUCGAUUUUAUUUUAUUGGAGAUGAUGAUUUGUUGGAGAUCUUGGGUCAAGCCACUAACCCUACUGUUAUACAGUCUCACUUAAAAAAACUGUUUGCAGGUAUCAACAGCGUGGAUUUUGAUGAAGACUUUCAACAUAUUAUUGCAAUGAAGUCCUUGGAGGGUGAAGUGGUAUCUUUAAAAAAUAAGAUUCGUGUGUCAAAUGAUGUUGAGGUCUGGCUAAGUGAGUUGGCUGCUGAAAUGAAGCAGACUUUGAAACAACUGCUAGUAGAGUGCAUUGCAGCGGGCAAAAGAACUGGCAUUGAUCCUUCACAGUUUCCAUCACAGAUUCUUUGCUUAGCUGAACAAAUUCAGUUCACAGAAGAUGUUGAAAAUGCCAUAAAGGGCCAAAAUCUCCAGCAGUUAGAUGUGGAAUUGAUGGCUAAACUGGAGCAUUACACCAGUGUAGGAAGCAGCAAUGAUGGAACUGGCAAUACUGAUUCAGGUGUUUUACAGUUGAAACUGAAGGCACUUAUUCUUGAUAUCAUUCACAACAUUGAUGUUGUAAAGCAGCUUAUAUCAGUACAGAUAAACAGUAAAGAUGAAUGGAUAUGGAAGAAACAGCUACGGUUUUAUAUGAGAGAGGGGAAUAAUUGCCACAUUCAAAUGGUAGAUGCCGAAUUCCUCUACACCUAUGAAUACCAGGGUAAUGCACCAAAGCUGGUGCAUACGCCAUUGACAGACAAGUGCUACUUAACUCUGACACAAGCAAUGAAGAUGGGAUUAGGAGGCAAUCCUUAUGGCCCUGCUGGAACAGGAAAAACAGAGUCUGUAAAGGCUCUGGGUGGACUGUUUGGAAGACAAGUUCUUGUUUUCAAUUGUGAUGAGGGCAUUGAUGUGAAGUCUAUGGGACGAAUUUUUGUUGGCUUGGUAAAAUGUGGAGCCUGGGGAUGCUUUGAUGAGUUUAAUCGUCUCGAAGAGGCUGUGCUGUCUGCUGUUUCUAUGCAGAUACAGUCUAUUCAGAAUUCCCUUAAAAAUCAAAGGAGUACCUGUGAACUUCUCAACAAAGAGAUAGAGCUAGAUCCGAACUCUGGAAUUUUCAUAACUUUGAAUCCAGCUGGGAAGGGCUAUGGAGGAAGGCAGAAACUUCCAGACAAUCUUAAACAACUUUUCAGACCUGUAGCAAUGUCACGUCCUGACAACGAGCAAAUUGCAGAAGUAAUACUUUACUCAGAAGGUUUUAAAGAUGCCAAACUUUUAGGCAGGAAACUAGUUGCUAUCUUUAAUCUUUCCAGGGAAUUAUUAACUCCACAGCAGCAUUAUGAUUGGGGGUUGAGAGCUUUGAAAACCGUCCUUCAAGGUUGUGGAAGUUUGUUACAGCAGCUCAAGAAAGAGGAAUUAAAGAAGAAAGCGAAUGAAAGUAACAUUGUUGUGCAGGCUUUGCGCCUGAAUACAAUGUCCAAGUUGACGUUUGCAGACUGCUCUCGGUUUGAUGCUCUGGCUAGAGAUGUAUUCCCAGGGGCUGACUUUAAAGAUGUGCAAUACGAAAAACUAAGCACAGCAUUGCAAGCUGUCUUUGAGGAAGCAAAAUUGGAAGUAAUUCCAAGUCAGAUUAAAAAGGCUUUGGAGCUUUAUGAACAGUUGCGGCAGAGAAUGGGCGUGGUGAUCGUGGGCCCAAGUGGUGCUGGAAAGUCAACCCUUUGGCGCAUGUUGCGAGCUGCCCUUGGAAAAAUUGGAAAGGUUGUUAAGCAAUACACAAUGAAUCCUAAAGCGAUGCCAAGGCAACAGCUUUUGGGCCACAUUGACAUGGAUACCAGGGAGUGGUCAGAUGGCGUUUUGACUAGUAGUGCAAGGCAGGUGGUGCGUGAGCUUCCAGAGGUCAGCUCAUGGAUAAUUUGUGAUGGUGAUAUUGAUCCAGAGUGGAUUGAGAGUUUGAACUCUGUGCUGGAUGACAACAGGUUGCUUACAAUGCCCAGUGGGGAGAGAAUUCAGUUUGGCCCAAAUGUGAACUUUGUAUUUGAAACUCAUGACCUCAGCUGUGCCUCACCAGCCACUAUAUCUAGAAUGGGAAUGAUUUUUUUGAGUGAUGAAGACACGGAUGUUAAUUCUCUUCUUAAAUCAUGGUUAAAAAGUCAGCCAGAUGAGUGCCGAAAUAAUCUUGAAAACUGGAUUGGAGACUAUUUUGAAAAAGCUUUAGAUUGGGUUUUGAAACAGAAUGACCUUGUUGUGGAUACAACCCUUGUUGGCACAGUAAUGAAUGGCUUAUCACAUCUUCAUGGUGUAAAGGAAAGAGGACAGUUUAUCAUCAGUCUAAUAAGAGGUCUUGGUGGUAACCUUCAUUUGAAGUCGCGUCAGGAAUUUGCUAAAGAGAUUAUGAGCUGGGCACGUGAAAGCCCACCAGAUCCUCGUAAGCCUCUGGACACCUAUUAUGACCAACAAACAGGUCGUCUCAUGUCAUACAUAUUAGAAAAGACAGAUACCUUAUCUAUUGAGGAUUUCAGUAACCCCCAGAAACUCCCUGUUAUCAGAACACCUGAUAUGCAGAGAAGUCUAGAUUAUUUCAAACAAUGGCUUGGACCCGAAAAUAGGCAACCUUUCAUUCUGGUUGGCCCUGAAGGCUGUGGAAAGGGGAUGCUGUUGCGCUAUGCCUUCUCUCAGCUAAGGUCCACACAAGUGGCAACAGUUCACUGUAGUGCACAGACUUCUUCUCGGCAUAUUUUGCAGAAGUUAACUCAGACCUGUCUGAUAGUCAGCUCUAACACUGGACGUGUAUACAGACCUAAAGACUGCGAACGCCUAGUUUUAUAUUUAAAAGAUAUCAACUUACCAAAACCAGACAAAUGGGGAACAAGCAACUUAAUAGCAUUCAUUCAACAGGUCUUGACUUAUCAUGGGUUUUAUGAUGAGAAUCUUGAAUGGGUUGGUCUGGAGAAUAUUCAGGUUGUAGCAUCAAUGUCAGCUGGUGGCUCAGUAGGAAGACAUUGUCUAACAACCAGAUUCACUUCAAUUGUCCGUAUCUGUACAAUAGACUACCCUGACAGAGAACAGUUGCAAACUGUUUACAGUGCUUAUCUUCAACCAGUUCUACACAGAACACUAAAGAACCACCACUCUUGGGGCUCACCAGGAAAAAUUCACCAGUUGGCAGCAUCCAUGGUGCAUGUAUAUGAGCAGGUUGUAGCAAAAUUUACAGUGGAUGACUACAGUCACUAUCUCUUCACUCCAUGUAUUUUAACACAAUGGGUACUAAGCUUAUUUCGAUAUGAUCUAACUGAAGGUGCAACACACAACUCUGCAGAUCUUGUCCUUGAAGUAGUUGCUUAUGAAGCUUGCCGUCUUUUCAGAGACCGUAUUGUUAGUACAAAAGAUAUCAAUACAUUUGACAAUAUUUUGUCAUCAGUCAUUCGUGGAGACUGGGGUUCUGACAUUUUGGAUAACAUGACAGAUAGUUAUUAUGUAACUUGGGGAGCACAUGAGCCUGGAACAAUUAUUGCACCUGGACAGCCUUUACCCCCCCAUGGAAAACCUUUGGGUAGACUAAACACUGCAGAUUUGACAGAAGUCAUUCGCAAGGGUAUAAUUCAGUAUGGUAGGGAUAAUAGGGAAUUGGAUAUCUUGCUUUUCCGGGAAGUUCUGGAAUACAUGGCUAGGGUGGACAGAGUUCUCAGUUGCCCUGGAGGAUCUCUUCUGUUAGCUGGACGUAGUGGGGUUGGACGUCGAACUGCUACUUCUGUUGUCAGUCACAUGCAUGGAGCCACACUGUUUACUCCUAAGAUCACUAGGGGUUAUGGUUUAAAACAGUUUAAAAAUGAUCUUAAGCAGGUGAUGCAACUCACUGGAAUUGAGGGACAGCAAGUGGUCUUUCUCCUCGAAGACUAUCAGUUUGUUCACCCAUCAUUUCUUGAAAUGGUCAACAGUCUUCUAUCUUCUGGUGAGGUUCCAGGAUUGUACACCACUGAAGAACUGGAGCCUUUGAUGUUGCCUCUGAAAGAUUUAGCAUCACAAGAUGGUUUCAUUGGGCCUAUAUUUAACUAUUUUGCUCACAGAGUGCAGCAAAACCUUCAUAUAAUUUUAAUCAUGGACUGCACCAAUUCUACCUUUACCCUCAACUGUGAGAGCAAUCCAGCCCUCUACCGAAAGUGCUCAGUGCAGUGGAUGGAAACCUGGUCUGAUAAGAGUAUGAGGAAGAUACCUGAAAUGCUGCUUUUGAAAAAUGAGGGCCAUGAAGAGAAGAAUGACAAAAGAAAUGAGCCAAAAAGAAAUCAUUCCGGACACAGUGACUUUACAAAAUCGUUUCUGGUAAUCCAUGAGUCUUGCAAGGAAUAUGGUGCAACUCCUAGUCGCUAUAUGACAUUUCUUCAUCUGUACAUCACGCUUUAUAGCAGCAAGAAAACAGAAUUGAUAAAAAGGCAGAGCCAUUUACAAGCUGGAAUUUCUAAGCUAAAUGAAGCCAAAGCUCUUGUAGAUGAAUUGAAGCAAAAAGCUGCCGAGCAGAGUACCUUGCUGAAAACCAAACAAGCAGAGGCUGAUGCAGCUCUGCAAGAGACAACAGUGUCAAUGCAGAGUGCAAGUGAUCAGAAAGCUGAAAUGGAAAAAUUAAAAUACAAAAUUGCUGAGGAGGUUGCUAAAAUUGAAGAAAGAAAAGCCAAAAUUGAAGAUGAGCUUAAAGAAGUACAGCCCCUUGUAGAUGAAGCCAAACAAGCUGUUGGAAACAUAAAACCAGAGUCUCUGUCUGAAAUUAGGUCACUGCGCAUGCCACCAGAUGUGAUUCGUGAUAUCCUUGAAGGAGUGCUUAGACUGAUGGGAAUUUUUGAUACAUCUUGGGUUAGCAUGAAAAGUUUUCUAGCAAAGAGAGGAGUUCGAGAGGAUAUUGUUACUUUUGAAGCACGAAAUAUCACAAAAGAAAUUCGGGAGAGUGUUGAAGAACUUCUUUAUAAAAACAAGGCAUCAUUUGACCCCAAAAAUGCAAAGCGAGCUAGUGCAGCAGCUGCUCCCCUAGCUGCCUGGGUGAAAGCAAAUGUGCAGUACUCUCAUGUUCUAGAGCGGAUUCAACCCCUGGAAAAGGAACAAGCAGGUUUAGUUAACAAUUUGAAAAAAACAGAAGACAGAAGAAGAGUACUAGAAGAUCAGCUGAAUUCUUUGGGUCAGAAAGUUACAGAGCUUAAAGAAAAGUUUCAGUUAAGAACAACAGAAGCUGCCAAACUUGAAGCUGAAGUUAGCAAAGCUCAAGAAACCAUCGAGACAGCUGAAAAACUUAUCCACCAACUUGAUGGAGAGCAUAAAAGAUGGAAUGCCCAGGUGAAAGAAAUGACGGAGGAGCUUGAUACUUUGCCUAUGAGAGCACAACUUGCUUCUGCGUUUAUUACAUACUUAUCUGCAGCCCCUGAGGAUCAGAGGAAGGGCAGCUUAGAUGAGUGGAUGAAGUUAUCAGGCCUUCAAAAGUUUGAUCUCAGACAUUUUCUUUGCACCGAAAGUGAACAGCUUACCUGGAAGAGUGAAGGGCUGCCAUCAGAUGACUUGUCCAUGGAGAAUGCACUUGUUAUUUUGCAGAGCUCUGCCUGUCCAUUUUUGAUAGACCCUUCAUCACGUGCUACUGAGUGGUUGAAGAUACAUCUGAAAGAGUCAAGACUAGAAAUUAUUAACCAACAGGACUCCAACUUUAUUACAGCUUUGGAACUUGCAGUACGCUUUGGAAAAACACUUAUUAUACAAGAGAUGGAUGGUGUUGAACCAGUGCUGUACCCUUUGCUAAGAAAGGAUCUCAUUGCUCAAGGUCCUCGGUAUGUGGUUCAGAUUGGAGAUAAAGUCAUUGAUUACAAUGAAGAAUUCCGUUUGUUUCUUGCAACUCGUAAUCCAAACCCUUUAAUUCCUCCUGAUGCUGCCUCUGUAGUCACAGAAGUCAACUUUACUACCACUCGAGCUGGCCUAAGAGGACAGCUCCUAGCUUUAACAAUCCAGCAUGAGAAACCAGACCUGGAAACACAGAAAACUAAGCUUCUACAGCAAGAAGAAGAAAAAAAGAUUCAGUUGGCUAAACUUGAAGAAUCACUUUUAGAGGCUCUAGCAACAUCUCAAGGGAAUAUUUUGGAAAACAAAGGCUUGAUUGAAUCAUUAAAUCAAACCAAAGCAAGCAGUGCACUCAUCCAAGAAUCUCUUUCCGAGUCUCAUCGGUUGCAGGUUUUUCUAGACCAGGAAAGAGAUGCCUAUCUUCCAUUAGCAGAAAUUGCCAGCAAGAUGUACUUCAUUAUAUCUGACUUAUCCAAAAUUAAUAACAUGUACCGCUUCAGUCUGGCAUCAUUUUUAAGACUCUUCCAGAGAGCCUUGCAAAGCAAAAAGGAAUCUGAAAAUGCAAGUGUUAGAAUCUCAUCUCUGAUUGACAUUUUGAAAUAUACCCUUUAUGAAUAUGUAUGUCGGUCUUUGUUUAAGGCUGAUCAACUUAUGUUUGCUCUUCAUUUUGUGCGGGGGAUGAAUCCAGAGCUCUUCCAAGAAAAUGAAUGGGAUGCAUUAACUGGACUGAUAGUUGGUGAUAUGAUAAGAAAAAUGGAUUCUCAAAAGUCUCAGAAAGACCAAAUCCCAUCAUGGAUUGACCAAGAAAGAAAAGCUGCAGUGAGUUUAUUCAAGAACACGUUUCCUUCUUUAUAUCAGAGUUUAUGUCUUGAUGAUGCAGCACUCUGGCAACAUUUUUCUCAGAGUUCCACAUGUGAACAAGACUUCCCAGCUUCUAUUUCUAAAAAAAUUACAUUGUUUCAACAGGUCUUGGUGGUUCAAACAAUCAGACCAGAUAGACUUCAAAGUUCCAUGGCUUUCUUUGCAUCACAUAGCCUAGGGAUGAAAGAGCUCUCACCUCCUCCUUUGAAUCUGAAAAGACUGUAUAAGGAGACAAUAGAAAUUGAACCAAUUUUAAUCAUAAUUUCUCCUGGAGCAGAUCCUUCACAGGAACUUCUGGAACUUGCCACUGAGACCAUCGGCAGAGAGUGCUACCAUGAGGUGGCUAUGGGCCAAGGUCAAGCUGAUAUUGCCAUCCAGACUCUCAAAGAAUGUGCACGUAAUGGAGAAUGGCUUUGUUUGAAGAACCUGCAUUUAGUUACAGCUUGGCUUCCAGUUUUAGAAAAGGAACUAAAUAUUCUAAAGCCAAAAUCCAAUUUCCGUUUAUGGCUAACAGCUGAGGUUCACCCCAAAUUCACACCUAUAUUGCUCCAGUCCAGUUUAAAGAUUACAUAUGAGGCACCUCCAGGUUUGAAAAAAAACCUUCUGAGAACUUACGAAUCAUGGACUCCAGAACAGAUAAGCCACAAAGGCCUUGUGUCUAGAGCUCAGUCUCUGUUCUGUUUGGCAUGGUUCCAUGCUGUGUGCCAAGAAAGAAGAAAUUAUAUUCCCCAAGGCUGGACCAAAUUCUAUGAGUUUUCACUGUCAGAUCUGCGUGCAGGGUUUGAAAUCAUUGACAGACUGUUUGAAGGAACACAAGAUUUCCAGUGGGAUUUUGUACAUGGUUUACUAGAAAAUGCUAUUUAUGGAGGUCGUAUUGAUAAUAUCUUUGACCUGCGCAUUUUGCGUUCCUAUUUGGAACAAUUUUUCAACUCAAGGGUCAUAGCAGGGUCUAAUUCUAGAAGCAGGAAGAUGUCCCCAUUCCCUUCUCAAGUCAACCUUCCAAACUCUUGCAGCAUUGUAGACUAUCGCAAUGUUAUUGAGAGUUUACCUGAAGAUGACAAGCCUGGAUUUCUUGGUCUACCUGCCAACAUAGAUCGCUCAUCACAACGCAUCAUCAGUUCUCAGGUAAUUUCCCAACUGCGAAUCCUAAACAGAUCAGUCACAGCUGGCUCUAAGUUCGACAGGGAAAUUUGGACAAACGAGCUUUCCCCAGUCCUUAACCUCUGGAAAAAGCUUAAUACGGGCUCAGCACUCAUACAUCAGAAAGUCUUGCCUCCAAGUGAAAGGCAGGGCUCCCCAGUUCUGUCUUUUAUAAUUCUUGAGCAGUUUAAUGCUAUCCGCCUGGUGCAGAGCAUUCAUCAGUCCCUGGCAGCACUCAGCAAAGUUAUCAGAGGAACUUCCCUGCUGACUUUGGAGGUUCAAACACUUGCCACAGCACUUCUAAACCAAGAGUGUCCAAUUAACUGGCAGAACAAGUGGGAAGGGCCAGAAGAUCCAAUGCAGUACCUUAGAGCCGUUGUUGCCAGAGCUUUAGCUAUUCAGAGCUGGGUUGAAAAGGCAGAAAAACAGACUUUACUAUCUGAUACUCUUGAUCUAUCAGAAUUAUUUCAUCCUGAUACUUUCCUUAAUGCUCUAAGACAAGAUACAGCAAGAACAAUGGCCUGCUCAAUGGACAAUUUAAAAUGUAUUGCAUCCUGGAAGGGCAAAAUUACAGAAGCUAAACUCCAGGUUAAGAUUGGUGGCUUACAACUGGAAGGAUGCAGCUUUGACGGAAACCGGCUUUCAGAAAGCCAGCAUGAUUCUCCCAGUGUGUCUGCUGUGCCCCCUUGUUAUAUGGCCUGGAUUUCUCAGGAUGCACGUGGACCUUAUUCUCCAGGAGACUGCAUUUCAUUGCCUUUGUACAGCAGUGCAGAACGACUUCGUGUAGUCAGCAACGUUGAUGUUCCUUGUGGAGGCAACACAGAACACUGGAUUCAGUGUGGAGCAGCACUUUUCUUAAAGCAACAGUAGCUUCUUCAAAGCCGUCUUUCCUCUUUUGGAGCCAUCAUGAUAUACUGGAUAAAAUAUUUUUAUAAUGUAAAUGUUGUCGUACAGUAUCUAAUAACUACCUGUUAUCAGGUUCUUUUAAAGGGACCAGUUGUAAUCUAAAUGUAGUAAUUCUAAUUUAUUAUAAUGUCAUUUAGCCAAACUCAUCAGAAAUACUGCACUUUUAAUAGUACGUUUCUAUAUUCUGUUUUUGAAAAAAAUAAAAAUAAAAUUUAAUUAUUAGCUGUGUGAAGACAAAAUAUAUUGUUGCAUUUUACUUCUUUAAAUGCACAUUACCAAAGGUGGCUUUUAUUACCAUGACUUUAAAUCACUUGAAGAUUUGACAUCUUUGCUUUCAACAAUUCAAAAACUAGACAAGAAUAAUUUAUUAAGAGAAGAUAAUUUGGGCUAUGAAGUCAAAAUACAUUAUUUUUUGUAACUCUGCAAAUUUAUUGUAUGAAUCAUUUUCUUAGUAUUAAUAAAUGUAAAAGAGCAGCA